AGGGGACGAAAAUAGAUUCGUAUACAAUGCUCUCUACUCCUACCGUAUUAAUACUCUAUCACCGUAUUAUCCAACGCCUGUCCUUUUCUCCAUCACCAUCUUCAAACUAAAUCCUCUCCUCCUCCCCUUUACUUUUUCUUCCUCUUCUUCUUCUUCUUCUUCUUCUUCUUCUUCUUCAUCUCUCUCACCCCUUUUCACUACAACUCUCAAACCCACAUACCCAGACCUCCAGCUCAAUCUCAAUCUCAACCAAAACCCACCAUUUUUCUUACUCAAAAUCUCACCAUCUAUCUCAAUGGCACUCUCUCGCCGGAGAUGACUAAGGUAUCUGCAAAGAAGCCGCAGCUUCCUGCGCCAUUCCCGCCUACACUCAACCAACUCCCAGAUUUGGAUCUUCAUUACAAGCCUGGUUCCAGUCGGCCGACACGACGGAGAAUCCGAAGUCCAGCUCGUGUUAGAAGAGUUGUUGCUCCGGUUGGGAAGCGGAGUCGUCCUGAAACGCCCUUGCUCAAGUGGAAGGUUGACGACCCUGGGAGUGGAGGUGAUGGAGUUCAAAUGGAAGAAGAUGAGAAGAAGUUGGCUAUGGAAAAAAGGCAGAGAGGUCGGUUUCGAGGAAGUAAAGGAAGGAAAGUCGUUGUUUCGGCUAGGAAGCUUGCGGCUGGAAUAUGGAGAUUGCAAUUGCAGGAGGCGGUUGCUAGUGAAGGGAGGAAUGGCGGCGACCAGCGGAGGACGGAGGAUCUUCUAGGGUUUCAGCCUCGCAAUGGUCAUUCUGGCGUUUCAGCUUUCCAUCCUGAUGAUAAGAUCGCAUUUAAUUCUGAAAUGAAUGAUCUUUUACAUAGUCCGCAUUCUGUCUCGGAUUCAAGAAAUGGACGAUUGUGCAAGUUUGAGCCCUCAUUUCGAUAUUUGAACUCGGCAAUGGAGGGGGCAACAAAGUGGGAACCUGCAUGCUUGAAAACAUCAGUUGAAGCACGUCAGAUUUACAAUCAAAUGAGACUUGUUGAUCAACAAGGUGCUGUUUCGGCCCUUUCUGCACUUGAAGCUGAACUAGAACAGGCCCACUUGCGGAUCGAGGAACUUCAAGCUGAGCGUAAUGCUUCAAAAAAGAAGCUUGAAUACUUCUUGAGGAAAGUUAGUGAAGAAAAAGCCUUAUGGCGAAGCAGAGAGCAUGAGAAAGUAAGAGCAUUUAUUGAUGAUAUAAAGGCUGAGUUGAAUAGAGAAAAGAAAACCCGACAAAGGGUGGAAAUGAUCAAUUCGAAAUUGGUAAAUGAGUUGGCUGAUGCUAAGCUAUCCGCAAAGCGGUUUAUGCAAGAUUGUGAAAAAGAAAGGAAGGAAAGAUCCUUAGUUGAGGAAGUAUGUGAUGAACUCGCAAAGGAAAUUGGCGAAGACAAAGCAAGAAUAGAAUCUCUGAAAAGAGAAACCUUGAAAUUGAGAGACGAAGUGGACGAAGAACGGAGAAUGUUACAGAUGGCUGAGGUCUGGCGUGAAGAACGUGUUCAAAUGAAGCUGGUUGAUGCCAAGGUCGCACUCGAAGAGAAAUACUCACAAAUGCGUAAUCUAGUAGCAGACCUUGAAGAUUUCCUAAGUUUGAGAAGUGAAACUUCAGAUGUAUCAGAGAUGAAAAAAGCUUUAUUACUUAGAGAGGCUGCCGCUACUGUGAAUAUUCAAGAUGUCACAGAAUUUGUUUAUGAACCUUCAAACCCAGAUGAUAUCUUCUCUGUGUUUGAAGAUGUUAAUUUUGGAGAAUCGAAUGAGAGGGAAAUCGGACAGUGCAUUACGUACAGCCCACCUAAUCAUGCUUCUAAAGUCCAGACUGCGAGUCUUGAAGCUAACAUGACCGAUAGGAUUGGCAUCCAGAAACAUACAAAUUCCUUUAUUGCUCAUAACGGUAUUGGUGAUAUAGAAGAAGAUGAGAGUGGAUGGGAAACUGUGAGUCAUCUAGAGGAUCAGGGCUCAAGCAAUUCCCCAGAAGAGAGUAUUGCAUCUGUCACAAAGAAUCGCCGAGAGAGUAAUGCUUCAGUGAGUGGGACCGAAUGGGAAGGAAAUGGAGGCGGAGACUCACCUGUGACCGAAAUUAGCGAAGUCUGCUCGGUUCCAUCAAAGCAAUUAAAGAAGAUAUCAUCUAUUGCAAGACUUUGGAAAUCUUGCUCAAACAACGAAGGAUACAAACUAAUCUCACUUGAGGGCAUAAAUGCCAGGCUCUCAAAUGGAAGAUUAUCAAGUGCAAGUAUCUUAUCCGCAGAUGGAGGCUCGGUCAGAAGUGGUAUUAGUCCUCCAGAAUUAACCGGACAGUGGAGCUCCCCUGACUCAGGCAAUGGGCAUGCAACGCGAGGGAAGAAAGGAUGCAUCCCUCGCAACACAAUCAAGGGUAGUUUAAAGGCGAAGCUCUUGGAGGCAAGGAUGGAAAGCCAUAAGGUCCAAUUGCGCCAGGUCUUGAAGCAAAAGAUCUAAAUUUUCAUAGAAGCUGCUCAUGUUCUUUGGCUUAGAUACCAUUCAUCAUGCUCAGCUCCUAUCGGUACUCCCAGAUUCUGUCACUAUGGUAAACAACUGGAUGAUUCAUUUUUCUGUUAUGUUAACAUCAAUUCAAGGCAUUAGGAUGUAAUGUAUUCUUAGUAUCUCUCUUCGAAGCCAUGGGGGGUGGGGGACCCUCAUGAGGGGAAAAAAAAGGCCAAAUUCAUGUAGGUGACCAAGAUAAUUGAUAUGUUCAUUCCCAUCUUUGUAAUUUAUAAUUUUGCAAUGUAAAAUGUCCCUUUUGAA
This is a messenger RNA of Cucumis melo (muskmelon), 2754 nucleotides long. RefSeq lists its product as uncharacterized. The record is from RefSeq and is a predicted model, not a curated record. The transcript has 3 exons. The coding region runs from base 316 to 2448 and encodes 710 amino acids. NCBI's taxonomy places the organism in Eukaryota, Viridiplantae, Streptophyta, Magnoliopsida, Cucurbitales, Cucurbitaceae.